Molecule: messenger RNA, 1857 nt
Organism: Aspergillus sclerotioniger CBS 115572
Lineage: Eukaryota; Fungi; Ascomycota; Eurotiomycetes; Eurotiales; Aspergillaceae
Product: Zn(II)2Cys6 transcription factor
Exons: 2
Coding region: 154-1839 (561 amino acids)
Biological process (GO): regulation of DNA-templated transcription
Molecular function (GO): DNA-binding transcription factor activity, RNA polymerase II-specific; zinc ion binding
Source: RefSeq, a predicted model, not a curated record
CCACUACGGAGCACUGCUGGGAUGGAACGGGAAACAUCCCGCCUAGCGGCAUCCACUUCAGCCUCGUCCGGUGGAGAUGGCCCAAAGGCAUCUGUUUAUUUAUUUGGCCAGUUUCUCUAACAAUUGUCCAGCAGAAUCAAAACCUCGUUCACAAUGUUAGCACCUCGACGCAAAACACGCACGACAAAGUCCAAGACAGGAUGUCGUACCUGUCGAGCUCGCCGUAUCAAGUGUGAUGAACUGCCUGGAGCAUGUCGAAACUGCACCUCGACAGGUCGUGUCUGUGAGGGAUAUGAUGCAUAUCGACUGCCAGUGCGGCGCACCCGACGAGACGCCGGUCCAGAAGGCUUGGUGCUCACGCAAACUCCAAGCGGGCUACGUUGGAAGAUCACCUCAGAUGAGAGGCGAUGCCUUUCCUUCUUCCAGCAUCGCACCAUUCCAGACCUGGUUGGUCUUUAUGAUUCGCCUCUCUGGCAAAAGCUGGUUCUCCAAUUGAGCCAUGCGGAGCCGGUUGUGUAUCAUUCUGUCGUUGCACUUGCGGCAACUCAUCAAGCCCUGGAAGUCAACAAGAAACCCUGUUUCAAACAAAGUUCAAAAAACAUCUGGUCGCAGUUUGCACUGGAGCGGUCUAGUAAAGCUGUAGCGUUGUUGACUCAACGUCGCAUGUCGCAGGAUCCCCAGUUGCAGGAAGUGACGUUGGUUAGCUGCCUCCUGUUCCUCACUCGCGAGCUCCUCUGCGGAAAUUAUGAUGUUGCAUCUCUGCAUGUUUUAGGGGGUCUGAAAAUACUGAAGCAACUGGGUAUUCAAAGAAGAAUCUCGGGCACAUUGAUAUCGCCGGUCGAGCAAUGUGUGGUUGAAAUGUUCUUGCACCUACAGAUGCAAUCUGUGUAUUACGGGACCGGGGCGCCAUUGACAGUUGACGAUGAUUUUGUGUAUCACCAGCCAUAUGAGGAUUACUUGCUUAUUUUUCGCCGAUUACAAGAUGCGCGACAGGUGUUCGAGCCCCUUCUGAACACAGCUUUUCUCUUCGUAGCAUCCUGUCGGCAUCGGUCCGACGAAGAGCUCUUGGCAGGAUACAGCAAUUUGGAGCAGAAACAACUCCUGCUUCUUUCUUACUUCAGUCGAUACCUUGAGCAAUUUGAGCUGCUGUAUCAUGGAGCAUACAUCCUUCUCAAUCAAAGAGAGCAGCGAGAGGCAGAUAUGACCAAGCUGACUUGCCUCAGUGCUCUCUUAUCGCUCAAGACCUGUCUAUUGAGCAAGGAUCAGCUGUUCCCAGACUAUCUCACCCCAGAAUGCGAGGCACUUGUUUCAUUUGCUGAAGCCGUCGUUGGCAGACUACAAUCGCAUUCUCUGAUAACCCUAGACAGCGCCGUUAUUGCAGGUUUAUACAAUGCCUCGUACAAAUGCUCUGACUUCAGUGUCAGAGUGAGGGCAAUAGACGCCUUGCGAUCCUGGCAACACUGGGAGGGGUUUUUACAUUCUGGCAUCACCGCCGAUAUUCUCGAGGAAAGCAUGAGGGGAGACCUGUUGAAACUGAAACAGAAGCGGGAUACGACAGGACGCUGCCUACCUCCAGGCGUAUCUUUUAUAACGACACCUGAUGGACAGGGUUACGCACGUGUGCCGUAUAGGAUUGGACAGGCUGAGAGAGAACGGUGGAUAAGCAUGGAGACACCGGCUUCACUCUUUGCCGCCUUCUCAGCUAAUAAGACGUCCUCGAAAUGGGCCUGUGUUCGGUCUCUUGGUACUUGCUCACCUGCUGGCAGAUGGGCUUUUAUAUCAGAGCGGGGGUCUCACGAUGGAGAAAGCCGAGGUCGUUGGGUUCUUUUCCCUUCAUAAGGUGUAAGCACAGACCAG